GUCCACAUCACUGUUAGAGUCAUGUAGAAUGCGUCGUUACUCACGGACACGUGUUCCGAGAACAAUAUCUUUCCGAAAGUAAAUGACAGUAACCGUUAUUUUGACUUAUAACUGGGCGAUGAAAUCAUAUAACUCCACUAUCAACAGAAUGUGCCAUUGUUCGAGUAACAAUGAGCAAUGCCGUGACUCAAAAUAUUCCUAAAGUGUAUAAAUAAGGAGAGCUUCGAUAACGCGUAAUUAGUAGAUUGGUUUUACAGCGACCAACAUUGCUUUUCCGUCAAAAUGCGGAUAGCCUUCAUCUUCGGCUUAGCCUUCCUGGCAGUAUGUGCAAAACCGCCUGGAGAUGAAGGCGUAACUCCACCAGCUGCAGACGGACCAGGACCAUCACCACCUGCAGACAAACCAGAACCACCCCCAGCUACAGAUGGACCAGAGGCAGCAGCUUCACCAGCUGCAGUUGAGAGCACAUCUACAAAACCUCCAGACAAACCAGAAGCUUCACCAGCUGUCGAUGAGGAAGCAUCUCCUCCAUCUGCAGAUGAGGGAGCAUCUCCAGCAGCUACCAAUGGCGGAGCAUCGUCACCAUCUGCAGAUCAGGGAACAUCUUCACCUCCACCUGCUGCAGAUGAAAUAAGUUAUGAUGAGGAAGUAUCUCUACCAACAGAAGUACCAGCCUCGGAUAGGCUCGCACCUCCACCAGCUACAGAUCAACCAGGAUCUACGUUAGCUGCGGAUGGGGGAGCAUCUUCAGUAACUGUAGACGAGGCAACAUCUUCACCAGCUGCAGAUGGGGCAGCAUCUUCGCCAGCUGCAGAUGGGGCAGCAUCUUCACCAACUGUAGAUGAGGCAGCAUCUUCACCAGCUGCAGAUGAGGCAAAACCUGCACCUGCUUCAAAUAAGGGAGCAUCUUUAACGGCUGCUGAUAAAUCAGAACCAGCAGCUAAUGAAAAAGGAUCCAUCCGAAGAAAGCGAGAAGAGAAAUCUGCACGGAAAAGUAGAACACACACUGCUGGAAUGACCACUGACGAAUUAAAACACUGGAAGGUCACGCUGAACCACGUGACACACGGCUGUAGAAGGGAAGUGGCUCAAGCAUUCGUCGCCGCCGGGAUUCCCUUCCCUGGGAUGUCCAGACCGCACGUCUUCAAAGCCAGUGGCGUCUGUAACGACGAAAUGUUCGAAGCCUUCAGGAAGUACUUCGACUACGGAAGGAAGGAGGAUCCAGACGAUGAUACCAAUACAGUCGAGAUGGAUAACCCGGAUCUAACGUUCUUCAUAGAGCUAUAUGGAGAGGUCGGAGGAGUCGCCAGGAAUAUUAAGAACGACAAAAAGGGUGAUCUGUCGGACCAUGAGUGGAAAGAAAGUGUAUACAACAUCUUAUGGAAGGUAGUAAGACGAGUACCGCAAGAAUGUCGUCAAGAAGCAGCUCUGUUUUUUGAUGUGGCUAUUGGUGAGUCUCUGGAUAUUGGAUUCGUCGAUGAAAAGAAAAACUUCAAGGUAUCGGAACAAUGCUCUAAACAUACUUACGAUGCUCUUCAUAAGUUCUUCGAGGAACUGCGGCUACUCGAAGAUUCAUUCAGAAGCAGAGAAGAACCGGUUGCAGAGUCCGAACUGUUGAAACUAGUCAGCGAGUGGAAAGAUCCUAGGGUGGCGUCUACACUGGCAGGCGGUGCAGAAGUCGUAACUUUCAGUACAAGACGUCCAUACACACACCACCACGCCCACUCCACCCGCCGUCCCCGUCGCAAACAUACAAAAAUACCGCUCAUCUCAAAUACACACUUCGACAUAAAUAGGCUGGUAACUGAAGAACCCAUCAUAGUAACUCCUCUUAACUUGGGCUAUAUUGACUCAAUUUAUGGGAAAAGACCUGGAGGACAGACAAAACCUUGGGAGAAGGAACCAGGGGGGGUAGACGAGGGAGUUUCUAGCACUACUCUAGCCCUACCAGCAGAAGCACCCUUACAAGGUAACCAGACUCCCGUCCCCCCGAGUACCGUACAAGAAAAAGAGCCUGCUGCCCCGUCGGCAGAAAAAGAGGAUAAGAAUCGUCAAUUUGAAUGGCCAGAUCUGAAUAAUGGUGGAGCAGGAGAUGAUAUCCUCUGGCCUCAUGUACAUAUAGGAUAACUUGUUUGUGGUGGUGCUUUCCAGGUAUGAGAUGUGUAUGGACAAACAGUAAAUGUACCGCAAGCAAAUUACGUCAACUGCCUCAAAUGGUUGCUAACAUUGAAAAGACUAUACAUAAAAACAAAUUGAAAAUAUUGUGGUUGAAAACACUAAAAUGCAACAUUUUCAUUUUUCCAGCUUUUCUAAAGAUAGUGGUUAAAUAUGGAUUAAACGCGUUUUUUGCUCUUGUAUUUCGAAAGUAAACUAAUAUUUUUUUAAAUGCAGACGAACAAUUAGUGUUAAAUUUAAAUCCAGUUGUUUUUGGAUUAGAUUCAGAAAAUUAUAAUAAGAGAAAUUUUUUCUUGACUUUUACCUUCAUCUCUAAGGUUAUUUCAAAGCCGACUUUUUUACGGAAAUCUCUAUUUUUGACGCCGGCAAUCAAAAGAGCCGGAAAUUUCACGUUCAAAUAUGUAUGGAAGUCCAAGGUCAGGGUGUCAUCUAAAGGUGCUGCUAGGAAAAACUCAUCGAAAACAACUAUCAAGGUCAGAUCUUUAGUAAACUUUAAAAAGAUGAUCUUGGAUUUGAUCUUAGUCUUCACCUACAGGGUCAUUUCAAGGUCAACUUCAUUUUUUUAUGGAGAUCCCUGUUUUUGAUGCUGGCAAUCGGAUGUGCGGGACAUGUUACAUUCGAAUGUGUAUUAAAGUUCAAGAUCAGUAUGAAUGCUGGAGGUCAAAUAGGUUAAACAAAGGUCAAAUAUGUGCUGCUAGGAAAACCUCUAAAAAUGUGGCAAAGAUCGUGACGCAAAUAACUCGUAAGGUUAGAUCUUUGGUGAAGCGUCUAUUUUGGAUUUGAUCUUGAACCUCACUUUCGAGGUAAUUUCAAGGUCAACUCCUGUUCCAAAUAAAAACUCCUAUUUGAUGCUGACAAUCCAGAGAGAUGGAAAUUUUGAGUUCAAAUGUGUAUUACAAUUUCAUGUCAAGGUGACCACAAGAGGCUACUAAAAGGCCAAAUGUAUGCUGCUAGGAAAACUUCUAGAAAUCUCACACGAUUAGCGACGAAAAUAACUGGCAAAGCCAGAUCUUCGGGUAAGUUUUAGCGAGGAAACUAGGAUGCUCAUUAAAAAUGGUGCUCUUCCUGCAGGUUUCUAUUUGAAACAAAUUACCUUGACCUGACCUUGAAGGUGAAGUUGUGAUUUUUGGAUACGUUUCCACAGAAUUGUUUGAAAUUUGCCUUCUAAUCAAUAGGAAGUCUAUUUGGUUUAUGACUAUAUCAUCUGGAUUGACUGCCGGUGAUGAGCAUGAAUGCAGCCCUUUGAAAUAGAAAAAUGCUGGAUCAGUCUGUUACCCCAAAGAAUUCCUCACGUUAUUCUAUCUCUCAGAUAAACUCGCGUCUAGACUUUUUGAUGUUGAUAUGAGUCGGCUCUCUGAAACCUAUAACCAACUUAUUUUUUGCUCAGACAAGUGUUUUUAAUAAACGACCUUGGUUUGUUUCAGGAAUGGGAAGAAUAAGGUAU
Molecule: messenger RNA, 3619 nt
Organism: Acanthoscelides obtectus
Lineage: Eukaryota; Metazoa; Arthropoda; Insecta; Coleoptera; Chrysomelidae
Source: the annotation of a GenBank genome assembly